This is a messenger RNA of Hymenoscyphus albidus, 320 nucleotides long. The record is from the annotation of a GenBank genome assembly. Lineage: Eukaryota; Fungi; Ascomycota; Leotiomycetes; Helotiales; Helotiaceae.
AUGACCUCAAGCCUCAAGGUCACAGAGGGCACACCAAGAGCUUUUGUGGGGUUUGUGCUCGACCAACCAAGCAUUUCCAAGACAGGAACAAGCAGCUGUCAAAACAUUGGAGAGGUUUACUCACGUUUCCCAGAUAGCCUACGGGUAUCGAUAAGUGUGGGUGGCAUUGUCGAAUGUGAGUAUUCAGUAGCGAAUGGUAAGUUCCGAUAAGGUAGAAGACUUUCUCAGUUGUGAUUCCAGACAACGCAGACAUAAAUUUCCUGGGCAUUGUUCUUCAAAGACGAGGCGUGCUCUCAGUCCUCUGGGUAUUGGCAGAAUGA